CGCUCCAGGCCCGAAAGAAAAGGACCAAGGCCAAGAAGGACAAAGCCCAGAGGAAAUACUGGCAAGCUGGAGCAAGGCAGAGGAAGAAUGCCAAGAGGUGUCCACAGCUAUGUUCCUUGAGAGCAGCUCUGUAAUCUACUAGAUGUAUGCCAAACCUGAAGCCUGUCUCUGAGACUGAAGUCCCAGGACAAGCCAAGAGGUCUCCUUCACAGAAAGACCAGGGGUUGUGCCUUGAUGUGCAGUCUGCACAGUGCCCUGGAGAUAGUUUCCUGCCAAGAAGUAUCUCUUUGACUUCUACAGUCCCAUGGAACUGGAAUGCAAGCCCCAUUGGCCACCAGAACCAGAUCUGAAACUCAGCACCGAGGCUCUGUUCCCCACUCGGAAAGUGAUCUACCAGAGCAGGAAGAGGAGAUUCUGGGAUCUGAUGAUGAUGAGCAGGAAGAUCCCAAUGAUUAUUGUAAAGGAGGUUAUCAUCUUGUGAAAAUCGGAGAUCUAUUCAAUGGGAGAUAUCACGUGAUCCGAAAGUUGGGCUGGGGACACUUUUCAACAGUGUGGUUAUCAUGGGAUAUUCAGGGGAAGAAGUUUGUGGCAAUGAAAGUAGUUAAAAGUGCUGAACAUUAUACUGAAACAGCACUAGAUGAAAUCCGGUUGCUGAAAUCAGUUCGUAACUCAGACCCUAAUGAUCCGAAUAGAGAAAUGGUUGUUCAGCUACUAGAUGACUUUAAAAUAUCAGGAGUUAACGGAACACAUAUCUGCAUGGUGUUUGAAGUUUUAGGGCAUCAUCUGCUCAAGUGGAUCAUCAAGUCCAAUUAUCAAGGGCUCCCACUGCCUUGUGUCAAAAAAAUUAUUCAACAAGUGUUACAGGGUCUGGAUUAUUUACACACCAAGUGCCGUAUCAUCCACACUGACAUUAAACCAGAAAACAUCUUGUUGUCAGUGAAUGAGCAGUACAUCCGAAGAUUGGCUGCAGAAGCAACAGAGUGGCAACGAUCUGGAGCUCCUCCACCCUCUGGAUCUGCGGUCAGUACUGCGCCCCAGCCUAAACCAGCUGACAAAAUGUCAAAGAAUAAGAAGAAGAAAUUGAAGAAGAAGCAGAAGCGCCAGGCAGAAUUACUAGAGAAGCGAAUGCAGGAAAUUGAGGAAAUGGAGAAAGAGUCGGGCCCUGGGCAAAAAAGACCAAACAAGCAAGAAGAAUCAGAGAGUCCUGUUGAAAGACCCUUGAAAGAGAACCCACCUAAUAAAAUGACCCAAGAAAAACUUGAAGAGUCAAGUACCAUUAACCAGGAUCAGACACAUAUGGAACGUGGUGUAGAGGGUGGUGCAGCAGAGAUUAAUUGCAAUGGAGUAAUUGAAAUCGUUAAUUAUACUGAGAACAAUAAUAAAGAAACAUUGAGGCUUAAAGAGGAUCUACAUAAUGCUAAUGACUGUGAUGUCCAAAAUUUGAAGCAGGAACCUAGUUUCCUAAGCUCCCAAAAUGGAGACAGCAGCACAUCUCAAGAAACAGACUCUUGUACACCUAUAACCUCUGAGGUGUCAGAUACCAUGAUGUGCCAGUCUUCACCAAAUGUAGACCAGUCAUUCAGUGAACAGGACAUCAGCCAGCUUCAAGAAAGCAUUCGGGCAGAGAUACCCUGUGAAGAUGAGCAAGAACAAGAACAAAAUGGACCAUUGGACAACAAAGGAAAAUCCACUGCUGGAAAUUUUCUUGUUAAUCCCCUUGAGCCAAAAAAUGCAGAAAAGCUCCAGGUGAAAAUUGCCGAUCUUGGAAAUGCCUGCUGGGUGCACAAGCAUUUCACUGAAGAUAUUCAAACAAGGCAGUAUCGCUCGUUGGAAGUUCUGAUAGGAUCUGGCUAUAAUACCCCUGCAGACAUUUGGAGCACGGCAUGCAUGGCGUUUGAACUGGCCACAGGCGACUAUUUGUUUGAACCGCAUUCAGGGGAAGAGUACACUCGGGAUGAAGACCACAUUGCGCACAUUAUAGAGCUGAUAGGCAGAAUUCCAAGACGCUUUGCCCUCAGUGGGAAAUAUUCACAGGACUUCUUCAAUCGCAGAGAUCACAUUGCAUUGAUCAUAGAACUUCUGGGGAAGGUGCCUCGCAAGCUCAUUGUGGCAGGAAAAUAUUCCAAGGAAUUUUUCACCAAAAAAGGUGACCUGAAACACAUCACGAAACUGAAACCCUGGGGCCUCUUUGAGGUUCUAGUGGAGAAGUAUGAGUGGUCUCAGGAAGAGGCAGCUGGCUUCACGGAUUUCUUACUGCCCAUGUUGGAGCUGAUACCCGAGAAGAGAGCCACUGCUGCCGAUUGUCUCCGGCACCCUUGGCUCAACUCCUAAGCCCCAGCCUAACAGCGCAGCAGAGAUCACAUGCUGACCCUCACCCCUCCCCAACAAGCAUUUCCCUCUUCCCUUUUCAGGGUGAAGCUCUUAUUUCAAGGGUUUCCUAAGGGGUUUUUUUUGUUUUGUUUUUUUGUUUUUUUGUUUUUUGUUUUCUUGUUUUCUUUUUUUAAAUCAAUCUGUUCAUUUGGGUUUGCUUACUUGACCCUGUGGAGAUCCCCCACAGCCAUUGGGCAUCCUAGGUGAAUUUGGCCUUGAUUGGGCUCUGCCAAAGACGAAUAGACUAAAAUGUGAAACAGCCUCUCACCCUGUACCCUUGUCUUUCCAUUAGAACACCCUUUAAAUUAUACACAUCCUUUUUAAAAACUAUGAAGAUGUAUGAGCUCAUCCUUUUAUUCACUGACUCUAAGAGUCAAAUUUUCUAGUGCGUAUCCUAGUGCCAGCAUAAGGAUGAGAAGGGGAAAGGGUGUUACUUCUGUGUACAGCAGAGACAUUAAACUUGCUGUAUCCAGGCUGCAUCAUCUACCUGGACUGUUUCUGUUGCUCUCUAUGUUCACAUUUUUUCCUGCGACUUUCAGGCUAUCUUUUUAAAGGAGCUGUAUAAGCUCCAAAUUUGGGUACCAUUUUAUCACUGUUCAAAGCACUAUCAAAUUCCUUUCAUCCUUUAAUAACUCUAAGAUCCUUGAAUCUUUGGUGUGAUUUUUGAUGAAAACAGAAGCGGAACCAUUGAUUUGUAAUUUCUGCAGAACCACAGCUGUUUUGCAAAACAGUCCUUUCCUGUGUGUCUUCUGUUACCCUAACAGCAGAGUUCGUUCAUUUGGCUGUUUUGUUUUUCAUUGUUUUAACCCCUGGCUGGCACUUUACUCACUGCACUUGAGUUUAUUGCCCCAUAACUAACUAAAGAAUUCAGGAUGACUCUAGAAAGGAGAUCUGGGUAUCAGAGAUUUCCCCUCUAAGAAGAAAAUGCCCUAGAAUUCCUGAUUCUUUUCCAGUCAGUCCCCUACUUGUAUUCACAGCUUUUUCUUCAUCUUGUCCAAAUUUAGCCUUGAAGCAGUUUCCCUCUGUGGCUUAGCCUUUCUCAUUUUCUGAGAGGCUUCAGGUCUUAAGUGAAAUCCCAGUAUAGAAGAACCAAGGGGAAGGGUGGGAUGGCACUUUUUGGGGUGGGGUUUUUUUGUUUUGUUUUGGAGGGGGUGUUUUGUUUUGUUUUUAUUUUUGUUUUUUGUUUUUGGUUGUUUUAAGAUUAGCCAUUCUCUGCUGCUAUUUCUUUGUAUAAUGUAAGUUUUUAACUGCAAUUUUGGGAUAAUUGAGAUGUACUUGAGGCUUUUUUUUUUUUUUUUUUUUUUUUAAUGAGAAAAGGCUCUGUGAAUCUUACUUUAGAAUGGGCGUCUCUUAGACUUGCCCUAGACAUCAUAUAUUCCUCGGGUCAUAUUGAAAAGUAAAAGAGGGGCAGGCUUGGGGUCACAGCCACUUGUUCAGCACAGACCAAGUGGGCCUUGAGGACUACAGCAUUCUGCAGAGACGGCUCCAGGAGUGAUUUACAGAAAGCCAAGGAAGUGCAACUUGAGGCUCUCCUAGCAAAGCUGCUGAUGAGACUUUCAGGUAGCUGACCCUCUAUACAGGAAAUUGGAGUCCAGAUUCUGCCAUUUUUCCACCAACAACAGCAAAGGAAAACAUGGUGCAAUUAUGCAAUCCAUUUAACUCAUAAACCUAGAACCCUGAGUACCGAUGGCCAGCCAUUCAUCGGAUCCUUGAUUGGGUAGUCCUGAAAUCAGACAUGUUCCUGUAGAAAGAAUUUUAAGUGAGGCUGUCUAUGCACCUAUCAAGAAUAAAGAAAAUAGAUUGUAUCCAACAACGGCAGGGAAAAUCCUUCGGCACUUCUAAUCCACUUUGGCUUUUCAGCUGUAUAUACAUCUAAAGCAAUAGCAGACUAGAACUGAAUUCUUUUCUACACUGUAAAAUAACAAUUGUGGAAUCACAGGAAUUCUGGUGAUGAUAUUAAAGUAAAAUAACCAAAACACAAAUAGAAGGCCCCAUUUUAACAAUUGAUGUAAAAAGAAAUUUUAAGAAGAGAGAACCUAUAACUUCUUUCUUGGACAUGUUUUCCCUCCAAAUAAGGGCUUUUCCCCCUGUCAUUUAAGGAGCCAGAUGAAUUAGAAGCCGUAGAAAGAGGCAGCUAUAGAAAUUGAUCUUCCAAGUACCCCAUGUACCUUUAUUGAACUUAAUCAUAAUACUGUCAAAUUGCCAUGAUCUUACUAAAGGAUUUCUAUUGCUGUCAGUUAAAACCCCAAAUGCAUUUUUAUUCUUUCUAUCAGGUGCAUUGUCUGUUUUCUUUAUAAAUGCAGUACAAUAAACAAAUUAUUUAAUAACCUA
This is a messenger RNA of Panthera uncia (snow leopard), 4701 nucleotides long. It is a transcript of the gene SRPK1, whose product is annotated as SRSF protein kinase 1. Gene Ontology annotation, molecular function: ATP binding; protein kinase activity. The record is from RefSeq and is a predicted model, not a curated record. NCBI's taxonomy places the organism in Eukaryota, Metazoa, Chordata, Mammalia, Carnivora, Felidae. The transcript is spliced from 17 exons. Bases 316 to 2331 code for a protein of 671 amino acids. Gene Ontology annotation, biological process: protein phosphorylation; spliceosomal complex assembly; regulation of mRNA processing.